This is a messenger RNA of Haliotis rubra (blacklip abalone), 4590 nucleotides long. RefSeq lists its product as uncharacterized. The transcript is spliced from 13 exons. NCBI's taxonomy places the organism in Eukaryota, Metazoa, Mollusca, Gastropoda, Lepetellida, Haliotidae. Gene Ontology annotation, biological process: signal transduction. The record is from RefSeq and is a predicted model, not a curated record. The coding region runs from base 839 to 3208 and encodes 789 amino acids.
AUUUGCAGUGAGGCGGUCUAAAUCGAGACAAAAUAUUUCGACCACAACACAAUUGAGCGAGGUUCGUGUAUGUAUAAAGUUCCGUGUACGGUCAAGGCUAAAAACCUCGUUCUAGCUUGAAAACAGCCUGUUUCCUUCCUGCUAGCUUACCGGAUUCUCCUUCCUAGCUGUGAAUCAGUUGCACUUACAGGAUCUGUUUAUAAUUAGUCAACGCUAUCUGAACACUAAGCUGGUUCAUCAGCAGAUAUCGUAUGCUUACAAACCCUACAGGUUACAAGUGCUUGCAUAGUGCCACCCAUAUUUUGUUUCUUAAAAUUGUGCGAUUUGGUAUAUCACAAAUAUUUGACGAUGCUUCGACGACCUACGUGUGCGCGCGCAUCCUCGGUGGAACCGAUGCUCUAAAACCAGACAAUCGAUAACAUUUUGGUAAAUGCACGAUUGAACUCAUGUGGAUAAGUGUCAGGCGUAUGUCAUGAGAAGAAUGGGUCGACAGUUUAUCAGUAGAUCAGUAUGUAUGUAACUGACUACCCGUCAGUUGUAUCUACCGCCAUGUUUAGCAAUGUUUAUACUGUAGCUUGUGUGUGGUGAUUGCGAAACCGGCGUCCAAUGUUAAUCAUGGUUCUAUAUUUAAAAAUUACUCGGUUUCUAAAUAGUCUGGACCCCAAGUCAGCCUCAUCGAUAAGUGGCUGAUUCUGCCCGUAUUGGGACAUAUCUCUCAUUCGACUAGUCCGGAAACCUGCACUUUGGCCUACGACGCGAGGUAGGCUAUAUUACAUGUAUCGCACUUGAACAGCCAUCUGUAGGACACUGGCCACAAGCGGACGACGCGAGGUGAAAGAUGGUUCUCCACAAGGAAGACAGCAUCCAGCUGAAGACAGCCCUGGGUACAAGCGAGAUACAGCUGCUGAUAGGGGACAUCACACAGCUGCAACAAAAUGAGGCAGUGGACAUCGUGAUGGUCUCUGCUGCUCAAGGGAGCUAUUUAUCUGGUGAAUUCUCGGUAUCAACACAUCAGACACUUAUGGGUGCGUUGAGUCGGAAUCUAAAGAUCAGUGUUCAAGAACUGUCAAAGGACAAGGAACUUGACCUCAGGACUAACUUCCAUUGUUGGGUGUCCAAACCACUGCCCCACAAUGUCCCCUACAGGCGACUGGUGUGUUUUGAGAGAGUGCAUGGCUCUGGCAAUGGAACGACGGCCCAGCAGAUCAGCACCAUGUUCCGUGCCAUGACGCCCAUCUUUAACAAUGAAGACACAACCGUCAUCACCUCCCUCCUAGCCACAGGGAGCCAGGGCCAGUCACGAGUGUCUGUACUGCGUGCAAUGGUAGAUGGAGCUUGUCACUGGAUCAAGGCCGGAUUGCCUCUUCGCUGUCUGAAGAUUGUUCUCUAUGCUUCUAAUCCAUACAAUCUCAGCAAGAAGGACAGUGAAGCUGUGAAACUGUUCAAGGAUCUUAAGCAGGUCUGGGGGUCCUCUAACCUAACACAGCCAGAAGAGGAUCAAAGCAUUGAUGUGUUCAUAUCCCACAGUAGCCAUGACAACCAUUGGGCUGACACAGUUGCUACUCAGUUGACAGAGAUCCACCCUGGCCUGAAGGUGUACAAGCAACAGCUCCAGUUCUCAGCCAAUGAGGUGUGGCAGGAGAAUGUCUUCCAUGUGAUGAUGCAGUCGGUCAGAAUCGUCACCAUCUUGACCCCUGCGUAUGUGGAGAGUCAGGAAUGUCUGGAACAGUUCAACAUCGCUCUGUGUGUGGAUCGUCUGUCUGCACACCACCAGAUCUAUCCAAUGUAUGUGGAGACUGUUGCUUGUUUGCCUACCUACAUGCAGCUGGUGCAGUACGUUGAGUGCAGGGAGCAUGCAGAAGGGGAGGUAACUCAGACACUGAUCAAGAAAGCUUGUGUGAAAAUAUUGAAUUCUUUGCCUGAGGCUUGUGUGGCUGGGUUGGAAGACUGCUCUGUACGAGCACAGUCUACUAGAAACAUGUAUGAUGUGUUCAUAUCAUACUCCCAUAGUUACCCUGCCACUGCUAACAAUCUGCUGCAGUGUCUACAAGAACUAGACCCCACACUUACGGUCUUCCUUGACACAAGUGAACUUGAGACUGGCAGUUCCUGGCAACAGAGUUUGUAUGACGCCAUGGACAGAUCACACUGUGUGGUGAUGUUGCUGUCCCCGGACUACGUCAGAUCUGAUGUGUGUCGGGAGGAAUACAACAUUGGCCUGGCUAGAGUACUGGCUGGGGAAGAUAUCUCCAUGAUCCCUGUGUGUGUAGAACCCAUGGAGACUGUGCCCCAUGCCUUCAGUCAUAUCACAAUACUUGAUGGGUGUGCAGCCAAUAGGAAAGAUGCACUCAGCAUGCUGAACAGGAUCUCUGAAGAUGUCAUCAAGUUUGUCAAACAUGGGAAGAGAGGACCAAACAUUGGAAAACCAACUCUCUCCGUUACACCGAGGGAAGCUCAAGAAUACUGUCGGAAACAGGAAUUUGAUGAACUGUACAAAUUAGAGGGCAAAGACAUAGUAUAUAAAGACUUAAACCAACAAUCAAUUUACAGUCAGCAGGUUUUGAGCAGGGGGGGUCAGCGUGUUGUAUUCAGCUUCUCUCAUGAUUCUUUCCGUCUUGCUAUAAUUCUGUCCGAAUUAAUAAAGCAGGCAUCACCAGGCACAAACUGCUGCUUCAUGAGUGAGUAUAACAAAGAUAGACUUCAUUUGUUGGACCAGUCCCAACUUGUGGUCAUCAUAGUGUCUGAUGGUUAUGUUAAGUCAGCUCAGCUCCUUGAGGAACUUCAUCUAAGUCUGUGUCGACAGCGGAGAGAAAAGCCCACGAGGAUGAUGUACCUGAUUGAAGGGUCACACCUCAGUGCCCGACCCCACUAUCUCCAUCUCCUGGACUACAAAGUCAGCAUCAAUGACAAACUGUGGAGUUCACUGACCCCUCCAAGGAAGAAAUCUUUCAAGGAUGCUGCUCCUGUCAAUGAGUGUUUCACCACAACAAGAGGUGGAAUGGGAGGAGAAUACAGGUGCUCUUUGGCAGAACGACUGGCACUCAGCAAGGCAGCACUGGAAAUACUUGAUAUUGUCAAUAAUAGAUCGGUGUCCAAAAGCUGCAUGAACAUCAUCAACACAGCCAGCUUCAUCACAGAGGUCAGGGACAGUGAGGUGCCAUUCAGACAGUGUUCAAAGCCAAUACAGAUGGAUAACCUUGACCUUUGAAUUGACAACAUACCACAAGGGGGGUAACUACAGAUCAAGAAUGAAAUGAAGAUAAACCCAAGUCACAGAUAUGGUCAACAACUACAAACAUUUUGCUGAAAAAUAUUUUUACAGAACACACUAUCAAGAAUACUCACAAUACAUGUUUGAAAAUAUCACAGUUAAGCCAUAGUUUAUACAUUUGUACUUAUCUAUGAAGGGAAGUUUUCACAAUAUCCUAUAUUUGUCACUUGAACUGUUUGGUGCUGAAUUUUUAUAUAUUUAUAUCUAAUUUCUGAUAAUUUUAGCCCUUUUACUAAUCUUUGAAAGGUUGGGGACGGGGAGUUUUUGUCUUUUUUAUUAUACUCAGAAUAGUAUUACCAAUAUACCAUGGCAUGAGAACAUAUUGGGUGUGGGGGAUCCCAACAAGGUGAUUUCCCUUGAGUAUGUGUUUGUUGCUCACUGACCAAGGACAUCACAGUAUGUAUAGGAGGUUAGCACAAUUUACUGCUGUGGUGAGUAAAUAGAAAGAUCAUAUUCCAGUAGUUUUGUUUGAAGACUGACUUUGUCAGCUUACUACUUAAGCAGGUGAUACGCACUAAAAAGGUUAAAAUGACAAGGUAGAAUAAAGACCCAUUGUCUUACCAAAAAACUGAAACUGAAAAUUGAUCCAUGUAGGGGCUCCGAUGCUGUCUCACACUUUGUUCACUGGACCAGCAAAUGAGUAGAGAGUGUUAAAGGGUCACUUACUGUAUAUAAAUGUAAAUGUGUUCCAGGUCCAUGAUUGGCUGCUCCAUAGUGAUGACCUUUAGGUCAGAUUAUGACAAAUUGCAUGAUUGUGAUAUAUUGAUAGGUUUGUCAUGCUUUGGUUGAACUUGCCAAAACUUGAAGUUUUUAGAGAGUUCAUAAAUGUUCUUAGGUCAUAUUUAGUUUUCAUCCAUCUUCACCUUGAUAAUCCACAGGUAUGAAAGGAAACAUUUGUGGAAGGUCACACUAUAUAUGGGUAGUAAGUAGUUGGUUGGAUGAUGUCACAAAGGAUUGUUUGUUGCAUUAUGGAUUUAUGCACAACUGUGAUCAUGUGAAUGGACAAUAUGUCGAUUCAAUGUUAAAAAGGCACAAUUUACAGCUGUGUCAGAAACAGACCACUGCACUCAUGCCUGUCUAUACCAUUAAUCUUGCAACUCAUUUCCAAAUGUAUCUAACUUGCUUUUGCUGGUUAGAUAUGCUUUGAACUUGUAAGAACGUAACAACUUGUAAGAUAAUGGUAUCUUACAGAUAUUUGUCUAGUAUUCUAAAGAAGGGUAUAUUAUGUAUUUUGUAGGCCGGUUGAUUGUGCUCUAUGAAUGUACAUAUUUUAUGUAAACAUAGAGCUGUGAUAAUGAUUAAACCUGAUUCCUUAUUGA